Panicum hallii is the source of this 1519-nucleotide messenger RNA. Its product is annotated as vesicle-associated protein 1-3-like. The record is from RefSeq and is a predicted model, not a curated record. Gene Ontology annotation, cellular component: plasma membrane; endoplasmic reticulum membrane. Lineage: Eukaryota; Viridiplantae; Streptophyta; Magnoliopsida; Poales; Poaceae. The coding region runs from base 598 to 1314 and encodes 238 amino acids. The transcript is spliced from 8 exons. Gene Ontology annotation, biological process: endoplasmic reticulum membrane organization.
CCCAUUUUCGUCGACGGCCGCACCCAGAGAACGGUAAAGGUAAGGUACACGUCCGCCGCCGACCCUUUCCCCGCCAGCGUGGGUGGGCGGCGCAACGCAGUCACCAGCCGAUCCCAACUGGCAGGCGGCGUUGCCUCGCAGUUCCAGCGGCCGUCGCCCGAACCCAACCACCCUGCCAGCCAACGCGCGAGCAGAUUGCCAUCGGGGGAGACCCGGACUAGCACGACGCCACCGCCGCUGCCAAUCAUUACUCGGCCUGCUAAACCUUGCUUAGUUUAUGCCAACCCAAACUCCACCUCUCCCCCGGAGCCCGAGCCCGUCUGCUCCCGUCCUACGAUUCGACGAUUCGGUUCUUCUUCCCCUGUCAAAAGGAUCCAAGCCCUGCCAACCGUGCUCGUCAAUAGCCUGGCUUUGUCUCUCUCGUGCCCCGAUACUUUGCUUCCGGGGGCAGGAAACACGCGCCCGGGGGCCCCCGUCUUGGAUAUUUCAGUUUUCAGGUUCUUGGAUCUUCCAGAUUCUCGGUUUGAGAGAGGAGAGGAGAGGAGAAGAGGAGGGCGUUGAAUUUCCCCUUCUGAUCGUUGUUCCUCGAUCGCCGCCAUGAGUAGCACGCUGCUUCGAGUCUGCCCUUCCGACCUGAAGAUGGCAUUCGAGCUCAAGAAGCAGAACUCAGCAUGUCUGGAGCUCGUCAACAAGACCGAUCAGUGCGUGGCUUUCAAGGUGAAGACGACGAACCCUAGGAAGUACGCCGUGCGGCCUGCCUCCGGUGUCGUGCCGCCCAGGGGAUCGUUCGGCAUCUCAAUUGUGAUGCAAGCGCCCAAGGAGAUUCCCCCGGACUACCACUGCAAGGACAAGUUCCUCGUUCAGAGUAUCGUUGUGGAGGAGGGGACGGCGCCGAAGGACAUUGUCCCUGACAUGUUCAGUAAAGCACCAGGUAAGUUGGUCGAGGAGUUUAAGUUGAGGGUGAUCUACGUCCCUGCCAAUCCUCCAUCGCCUGUGCCGGAGGAAGCAGAGGAAGAGGAUUCCCUUGAUUCAGACGUGGACCAUGAAGUGGAACCACCAUCGACGUCCAAUUCUACAUCAGGGCAUGGACAUGCAUCUAGAUCCCAAACUUCACAUAACGAGGACGUCUCUUUGGUAUCCAAGUCAGGAGACCAGGAAAGUAGAUAUGCAGAGGAAAACAAGAAGAUUCAGAAAGAGCUGGAACUCCUCCGGAAAACAAAGCCGUCUCCCGGGGGCUUCUCGGCCACGUUUGUGCUGCUGAUCUUCUCGUUAUCUUUCCUUCUUGGAUACCUGAUGUUGGGAAGCAGAGCUUAACGACACGCGGCAGCACAUGAUUUUGCUGCACGGUUCUAUCUUUUUGGCACCUUUGCACUUUGCUCCUUUCAAUACAGAAUUUGUAUUAGUUAGUCCACAAUACAGAUAGGUUCUUUGGGGGGUUUGAAGUGUCCGUAUUAUAACAGACCUUCAGUUUUGAAAUAUACGUGUGUGCUCGUAAUGGUAGAGGCUGUGUUCAAAGUUC